Messenger RNA from Gaeumannomyces tritici R3-111a-1, 2583 nucleotides. Its product is annotated as UBX domain-containing protein 8. The transcript is spliced from 2 exons. NCBI's taxonomy places the organism in Eukaryota, Fungi, Ascomycota, Sordariomycetes, Magnaporthales, Magnaporthaceae. Gene Ontology annotation, cellular component: endoplasmic reticulum. The record is from RefSeq and is a predicted model, not a curated record. Bases 566 to 2110 code for a protein of 514 amino acids. Gene Ontology annotation, molecular function: ubiquitin binding.
GUAACAUACACUCACGCAAGUAGCGCCUUGAGGACACUCAACCCGCAUCCCCUUUGUGGUCCCUGGUCACGCAGCGCAGCAAACACAAAUCCCACACACGGCGACCCCAUUUUGCAGCUCAACCGACGUUGGGCCAACGUGGACGAAUCAGAGUUUCGCAUGCUACAGCAGCCCAGACUACACUUCCCUCCUUCUGCACUGGCUGCACUUGCUUCGUCUGGCCACAGCACCAAGACGGCGCCACUGGUCCUUUUGCACAACCCAACGCGCCAGCCUUGAUCCUCGACACCACCGGCAUCCCCGCUGGCGCCCGCCGACACACUCCCUGCAACUCCACCUCGGCUGAUGGGCGUUUGACGAGGCUCCAGCCCGGUGACAUCAGUCAUUCCGUCGUUUGUGCGGGAGCUCUACUCCGGAGCUGGAACAAGCUUCGAGAGAGCCCCUCGGUCCAGGCAGGCAGCAAUUGUGGUCUUCGUUGUUAUUUUUUACUUUUCGCUCCUUCAAUUCUCUGUGCAUCGCCCCCUACCCCUCCUCACCCCGCUGUGAUCCAGGCCCAUCACCAACCAUGGCGGAAAAUGGCGAUGUAGACCUGUCUGGGCUCUCGGACAGCCAACAGGAGGCCCUCCAACAAUACACCAUGAUCACGGACCAAGACGUCAAGGAUGCCAUCCCUUUACUCCAGAGGUCACAAUGGAACGCCCAAAUAGCGAUCGCCAAGUUCUUCGACGGUGAGGGUCCCGAUCCGCUAGCAGCGGCAAUUGCUGAGCGAGAAGCCUACAAUUCGAUCCCCGUUGUUCCACCAAAUGGCACCAUUCGGUACGAGAGCCUCCAAGACAGCCUAGAAGGAUACAACUCGUCGGACGGGCACGUACACAGGACCGAAGCCGCUCCGAGGGUUGUUCCCCAACCUACGACGACCUACAGGCCACCCUUCCUACUCUCCAUCGUCAUGGCACCAUUCAAUAUCAUGUACCGCCUGUCAAGGAUCCUGUUCCGGACUGUCUUUCACCUGUUAUCCUUUAUUCCCCGUCCACUGCUGCCGCGGGCGCUCGGAACUGCCCUGACCAAGAGCACGUACGGACGGCGACAGCUCAUGCCGCGCGACUCGGCUGCUCGAUUCAAGCGCGAGAUGGAGGAGACUUAUGGCGCGGACGAUCUGCCAUGGUUCGACGGCGGGUCUGCACAAGCCUACGACCUCGCCAAACGGGAGCUCAAGUUUCUACUGAUUGUGCUGCUGUCCCCCGAACACGACGACACGGACACUUUUGUGCGCGAGGUCUUGUUGGCACCCGAGGUCAUGGCCUACGUGAAGGACCCCGCCAACAAUAUUCUUCUAUGGGGCGGAAACGUGCUUGACUCGGAAGCUUAUCAAGUUGCCAACGAAUACAAGUGCACCAUGUUCCCGUUUUCCUGCCUUGUGUGCCUGACGCCCAAGGAGGGCAGCACACGCAUGGGUACCAUCAAGCGGACCAUCGGCCCCACGACGGCGGAGCGUUUUCUUGCCGGUAUUCGCACUGCGAUCGGCAAGCACGCCCCGGACCUGGAUGGCGUGCGGGCCGAGCGGGUUGCGCAGGCAGCCGCUCGCAGUCUGCGGGAGGACCAAGACUCUGCGUACGAGCGGUCACUCGCAAAGGACCGCGAAAAGGCUAGACUGAGACGUCAGCAGGAGGCCGAGGCUGCUGCGGCGGAGAAGCGGGCUUUGGAAGAGGCCGAAGCUGCCGCCCGGCGAGCCGAGGCUAGAAGCCAGUGGAAGGUAUGGCGUGCAGCCAUGAUCGCGCCGGAGCCGCCCGCCGGUGAUGGCAAGGAGGUAGUGCGCCUCGCGCUCAUGAUGCCGGAGAAUACUGGGGCCGGGAGGAUCGUGCGACGGUUCGCAGCACACACGACUAUCGAGGAGCUGUAUGCAUUCGUCGAAUGCUACGGCGUUGAGGGAAGUGAGAAGGCGCCUCUGGGACCGCCCGUGAACUACAAGCACGAGUACGAAUUUCGCAUCGUCUCGGUCAUGCCGCGCGAGGUGUACGAGCCCAGUGAGACAGAGACGGUGGGCAAGAAGAUUGGGAGGUCGGGCAAUUUGAUUGUCGAGGCGACGGUGUUCGACGAUGACGACGAAUAACAACCCUGUUGAUCCAAGACUUACAUGUAUGCUUAUCUAGACAAUCCCCAGGUCACUUCUCCCAGGCUGCCAUGAAGCCAUGGUUACAGGGGUAUAUUUUGUUGUUUUGUCAUAAUCCGAGGACAAUAGAGUACCACCAUGUUGGGCCGAAAGCCACGCCCGCCAGCUCUGAUACUUCUCGGAAUCCCGAGGCGACGCAUUCCCAGCUUGGCUGGCCACGGCGGCAUCUUGGGCUUUAAAGAUGGGGCCGACAUUGUGUCCCGGUUGCGUCCGGGCUGUGUGGUAUGAGGCGUCGCACUGCGCGUCUUCCCGGGCAAGAGAUAACGAUAGUGUGUCCACAUGCCGAGUGACACCAUUCUUGGCGGCCGAGUUUUUUCCUUUUUUGGCUGCACAGUCUCAGAGUGGGAAACAACAGUCGCUAUAAGAAAGGCGGUUAAGGAUACUUAAUACAAACGCAAACACUCGCGCCCACA